This is a messenger RNA of Owenia fusiformis, 3122 nucleotides long. Lineage: Eukaryota; Metazoa; Annelida; Polychaeta; Sabellida; Oweniidae. The record is from the annotation of a GenBank genome assembly.
GGCUAUGAUAAGAAAUGGAAAUUCGAUAAAAAUCAGAUUGACUUGGUUGAGGGAACAAAAAGAGAAGGGAUCUAAAACAAUGAGAUAUACUCCAUGUGGCGUUUAGAAGAAAGUACUCUAAAAAUAUAGGAAGUACUCCACAUCUAAGAAAAUUAGAGCUAUUGACUUCUUGUGUUAGAAACAACUUGGAACACGAACUUGUGCUUUGGAAACUAUGAAUGACUUGCGUGUUUGGAAGAAGUAUAUAAUACAUUCUCAAUUGUAUACUUAGCCACUGGAACAAUCAGUAGUUCAACAUAAUGUGCAAGUCAAGAGAAAAGACGGCACGAAUUACCAUCAAAACAGUAGCUUUGAUACUAGAUGGCGAGACGUGAAAAAUUAACAAUGGGAAUAAGGAAAUCACGCGGCUCUUUUAAUGCGUUAACGUAUUUGGCAUUUCUGUUAAUGACAUCUUUGACAUUAAGGAGGUCAGCAACCGCUUGUCCUGUGUCAUGUUCAUGUCAUCUCAUGUGGUCGGAUUUUUCCGAGAGGAACGUUCGGUUUCUGAACUGUAGUGAGAUGAUCAACAUAUGGCAAGCCGACAAUCGUUUUAUGAAUAUAAGUGAAGGUUUUGAGAUGAUGACUUUGAGCGGAAAACAGAUAGAAAAUGUCAGCGAAGAAUACAUGAUGUACAUAGGCAGAAACAUUACAGAGCUGCAAAUGAAAAAGACAGACUCCACUCAGUUGAAAAACUUGGGAAAUUACUUUGAUAACUUAGUGUAUCUUAAUCUAGUAUCUAAUAAUAUUGAAUAUUUACCUAAAGGUACAUUUGCUAGAUUGGGUCUACUGAAACGUAUUUCGUUCGCAUACAAUAGAUUGACGAUCGUUAAAGGAAAUUCCUUUUAUGGUUUGGACCAUCUGGUUCGAUUUAAUCUGUCUCAUAAUCAUCUCAUCGAAGUUGUCAGUGAUUGGUUUAGGGACAUGUCGCGAACUAUAGAAACAGUAGAUCUCUCAUACAAUGAAAUACACAUACUUCAAGAUGGUGACUUUCACUUUCUGAGGAAUCUGAAAGAGUUGCGUUUGGACCACAAUCAUUUGGUACAUCUACACGACAUGGCUUUCCUGGGAAUAAUCUCAUUGGAUAAUCUUCGGCUUGAUGAGAACCAAUUAAUGCAACCACCUUCUCUGGCUCUUCAAAAGAUCAGCAAGAUAGAUACGGUUGACCUUAGCGCAAAUAGAUUCCACAUAUUACAUUCAAAUAGUUUUUAUAACACCACUGUUGGUGAGCUUAAAUUAAACUCUAUGCGUUAUCUGACUUUGAUUGAUGCAACAGCGUUCGAUAACUUGCCAGAGCUUCGACUCUUGGAAAUAUGUUACAAUAAAUAUCUUUCGUUUAUUGAUCCCAAUUCGUUCGUCAGAACUCCUAAAUUAACAACAUUACUUUUACAUCAUAAUAAUCUAAGUACGAUCGAAGAAUCAACUAUUACUGGGGUGUCAUCCUUAGAAAGGAUCGAUGUUCGAGGAAACAAUUUUGUGUGUGAUUGUUCACUUAAGUGGCUCAUUAAAAUUGCCAAUCAUCAACAACAAACUGACUCGAGAUUCACUGACAUUCCAACGAUGGCUUGUAGUUAUCAAGGCAGCACAACAAAAAUAAAUUUAGUCGAUAUCAAUAUCGAUGAUAUAAGCGAUGUUUGUGCUCCAAGAAUUCUCCAGGUCCUUCUCCCGGGCUUGAUAAAGACUAGCCCUGGUAAUCAUGUGUCGUUAUCCUGUCGAGCAUUUGGUAGACCAACCCCUAAUAUCCAGUGGAAGAUUCCAUCACAACAGGGCGCGGGGACAAAUGCGCCCAGUGUCAUAUCUGGUCAUGUAAACUUGGGCAAUAACGGAACAUUAUCAAUUGGGGAUGUCUUCACGAAUGAUGGUGGUGUUUAUAAGUGUACGGCUAAAAAUACUGAAGGAGAGGCCGAAGCGUCUGUCAAAAUCCAAGUGGGUACACUCAAAGGAAGUGUCAUCGUGCUUGCCCUGACGGAAAAUUCCGUCAUGCUUACGUGGCAUGGUAUAUCAUACCAACAUGAGCAUAAAUUGACUGUGAGGAAAAUCCACAUCAAUCUGAACAUCACCAUUGCUACUGUCCACAUUAAGCCUUACAUGAGGAGCUACACAAUCAGUGACCUGAAACCACUCACCACCUAUCAAGCGUGUCUCACAUUUAUUGACAUAGAAAAGGAUGUGAGGAUCAACUGCACGGACUUUAUCACGAAAGAACCUAACUUCAGCAAAGGUCCGAUCGGCCAUUCUGUCAACAUGAUAAUCGGGUUCAGUAUUGGGACGGUCUGUUUGGUGUUUCUCUUGGCUUGUGUGUCGUCGUGCUUAAUACGACGCUACAAUGAAAGACAACGCAAACACGAUGACUAUUUCGCGGACCAUAUGUCAGAGGUAUUUGCAAACACAAGUCUUGACAACAUCUCGGACGUCAGUAGACCCAUCACAUAUGAAAACUUUGGCGCAUCGAGUGAUUGUUUCGAUAUUGACGAUAUUGAAGAAAUACGGAGCUCAGUCGCGGAGGCGUCGGGAUACUCAAGAUAAAUCAUCGUUUGAAUAUGGGCCCAUGAGACACAAUGGUCCUAUCAUGAAGCCGAUUGCUAAGAUAAAUGAUCUCAAGCAAAGGUCUUUAUAAAUCAAACAAACGAUAAUGCUUGAACAAAAAGAUAAAUCAUCUAAAGAAAGACAAUCUAUAUUUUCCUAUUUUGUGCUUGAUUUGUAGAGUAUGUUUUAUAGACUAUUUUUGUUGUAAAUAUAACACACUGAUCGAGAGAAAAUUGGGCGAGAAUCAUAUUAAUUCUAAAAAUGUUUAUAUUAUCUUAGGUGAAAUCCUCUUGAAGGAACACUUGGCUUCAAACGGAUUAGAAAUGAAUAAUACAGUGUAUGCUAGGGGAAACCUCAGUGCAACAUUGCAACAUUUCGACUUCAAUAAUGACCAAAAUACAUUAAGGUUGUCUUACAUAUCAUGCGAUGGAAUUAAAGUACAUUACUUUAGCAUGUUAUGAAUAUGAUUGAUGAAUGUCUUAUUUAUAGGAUUGAACUUGUACAUAGUCUAAGAUGCCAAUGGUCUAUUCGUGUAUAUGAGAAAUGUAAAUAUAUUUAAC